AUGUUGCUGAAGAACCGCAAUGAUGAUGGGCAUGGCGGCGAGUACCAUUACGCGAAAGUCAUUGCCAUACACCAUGUCAACGUUGUUCGCCUUGCAAACAUGUACAAAUCUCGCUGGAUCGAAUUUCUCUUUGUUCGGUGGUACGAAUCUGUGCAAGAUCAUGCAUGGGACACCCAUACUUUGGGCUGUAUUCGCUUCCGGCCUCUGGCAAACCCGAACACAUUUGGUUUCGUGGACCCAGGAGUUGUCCUCAGGGCAUGUCAUAUUGUGCCGGCUUUUUCUCGAGGCCUGCGCAAUCCGGGUGAAUGUGGCAUUUCCCCGUUGGCAGGAGACAAGCAUGAUUGGCCCAAAUAUUAUGUUAACAGCUUUGUUGAUCGUGAUACUCUCAUGCGCUUCCAUUAUGGACUUGGGGUCGGCCAUGUAUACUCUCAUGAGGUCAAGCCCUGCCCUACUACUCAGACAACAGCGCGGACAGAAAAUGAAUCCUCGGGAAGUGGGGAAACACUCAGGGAAAGCACACACUGUCAUGGUCCUGCUACCGAUGGCGAUGACGAUGAACAGGACGAUGAUGGAAAUUAUGUUGGCGCGGAGGAGCUUGGCACUGGACGAGAUGUUCACAACUAG
This is a messenger RNA of Suillus clintonianus, 624 nucleotides long. RefSeq lists its product as uncharacterized. NCBI's taxonomy places the organism in Eukaryota, Fungi, Basidiomycota, Agaricomycetes, Boletales, Suillaceae. The transcript is spliced from 3 exons. The record is from RefSeq and is a predicted model, not a curated record. Bases 1 to 624 code for a protein of 207 amino acids.